GGACAUGUAUAUGAAAAGAAUGUGAAUUAUGAAAUAGAAAGCGAUACAAACGAUGAAACAGAAAGUUAUACAAACAAUAAUACAGAAAGUGAUUAUGAAAAGGAUUCAAACGAUGAAACAGAAAGUGAUUAUGAAAAGGAUACUAAUAAUGGAUCGGAUAAUGAACUUGAAAGGGACACUAAUAUUAGAUCAUAUGGUGACAACCGUACUUCUGAGAAUAUCAAUAGCUGUCACUUACCUCUAACUCGCAUUGAACUUUACUGUGGAAAGAUCUUUGAGACAUGGGAAGAAUGUCAAGAAACAUUAGAGCGUUAUGCUCGCCAAAAUAACUUUACUGCACCACUUGAAAAGCAAAGAAAUAAGGGUUCGAAGAGGAUUAAUUGCCCUUUCCUUGUAAAUACGUCCAAAAGUAAAAAUUCUAAUGAGAUGAAAGAACUUAUUGAAAGCUAUACGCUUUGUGAUCUCGAUGUUCCAUCACAGGUUCAGUUACUUCGUGGGUUGUUCCCUGAAGCAACAAUUGUAGAUUAUGAUAGUGGUGAUGCUGCAAAGCUUCUCCAGCAUCUUGAAGAAGAACGUAUGAAGGAUCCUGACUGGUAUAUUCAGUCAUUAAUUGACCCAGAUACAAAUAGGCUACAAGGUGUAUUCUAUAUGAAACCUAAACAACGAAAACUUUGGCGACGCUAUGCAGAUAUUGUCUUAAAUGACAAUACAGCAGCUACCAACACUUACUGUUUACCAUUAAGCAUUUUUGCUAUUGUUGACAACAACUUUAAAUCGCAAAUUGUCACACAAGGUAUAUUGUCUGAUGAAACAAGUGAAAGCUAUAGAUGGCUUUUACAACAAACAAUUGAAGCUACAGGAGUUCAGCCCGGUGCAUUUAUAAUUGAUGCAGAUCUAGGUCUUGAAGGAGUUGUUCCGGAAAUAUAUCCUGAUACCUACCUUCUUUAUUGUGCAUUUUAUCUUGCUCGAAAUAUUCAAUACAAAGAAGCAUUUGAAAGAUAUUGGAAACAACUAAUGAUUGAUUUUCCACAAUCAACUGAAUAUCUACUUAAACAGCUUGAUCCACGCAAAACAACCUGGGCGAAAGCAUUUACUAGUCAAAUUUUUACAGCAGGCAUAACAUCUAUACAACGAUCUGAGUCAAUAAAUAGCAUGAUUAAAAGAACUGUAAAUGAACGAACCCAGCUUCAUAUUCUUUUUAAACGAAUUGAAAUGCAUAUAGCAGAAGAACAAUUUACAAGUUUGUUUUCUGUUUGGCAUAAUAAAACAAGAUCAUAUAUGGCACCAAGUAUUCCUGGCCGACUUUUUCUAAAUAUUUAUGAUAGUUUACAAAAAUAUAUAAUGCCUAAAAUUCUACAACUACACGUUGACCAAAUGAAUGAAGCAGUCAUGUAUUAUAGCAGAAAAACUAAUUUGAAAGAAAUUUAA
This is a messenger RNA of Dentiscutata erythropus, 1428 nucleotides long. Lineage: Eukaryota; Fungi; Glomeromycota; Glomeromycetes; Diversisporales; Gigasporaceae. The record is from the annotation of a GenBank genome assembly.